AUGCUGGCCAAAUCAUUGUUAUUGGUGCUCAUCAGCCUGGCAGCAUCUACGGCCCAAUUUGGCCAGGUGCCGCGCAAGCACUGGAGACGUGCGGCUGUCCACGGCGCCUUCGAUGUGGAUGCCUAUGCGUACAAUAAGCCCAUGGUGAAUCUGGUGGGGCAUUUGCCACGACCCGGCCAGGCGCUGCCCAUGGGCCAGCUGCUGGAGCAGCUUGCGCAGAGCAGUCGACUGCGGGCCCUGCCGCAGGGGCAGUACAGGAAUCUCGACGGGGAGUCGUCGACCCGAAAUGGAGAGCCGAGACAAUCGGCUGCUGAUUUCGAAGGCAGCCUGGAACCGUCGGCAUUGGCUGCCCUAAACAGUCAAUUGGCCAAGCUGCAAAUGAACUUAAGUUUGGAUCAAGCGAAAAUAUAUUCGCACGAGUUUCACGUGGAGAGCAAGGGCAACAGGAAAAUUGUGCUAAUUAACACGCUGGAUGAGGCCAAGACAGAGUCUGAGCAGCCGCUGAAGGAGGAGCCGGAGCAGGAGCAGCAGCUGCAGCUGGGUCCAUUGAAUGUACAAUUGGCAUUACCUGUGCUCGGGGAGGGUGAGGGUGAGGGUGAGGGUGUAACACAGAAGGUCGAUUCUAGCAAAAUUGUGAUGAACACUGAAGCAAUUAGCUCUAUGAAGGCGAAGCAAUCCGAAAUGGAGGAGUCUAAGAAGACCAAAGUGCCAAAUGACAGCAAAGAGCGAGCAAAUGAUGCGACAACAAUCGAAAUGGAAUCAACAGCAACAACAACAACAGCUGUCGAGCCAGGACAGCAGCAGCAUUUGGAGACAGUUGUCAAUGCAAAGCAAGAGCAGGUUGAGCGACAGAAACAGGAGCUGGUAGAGCUACAGCAGAAGGUAAAGCAAACCCAGGCAAAGGAGGAGAUGAAGGCGCAUCAGCCGGGCGAGAUGCAGCAGCAGAAGGAAAAGCAACUGCAUCAGGCGCAUCAGUUGCAGAUGAAGUCAAAGAAGGGUCAGAGCGUUGAUGACGUUGCCAUUGCCAAGAAACGUGACAGGCACAAUGACAAUGAUGCCCAAGCAAAUGACAUGAAUAUGCCGCCAAAGCCAGAGCCAGAGCCAGAGACCAAGCCAACUGCAGCUGGAGCUGAAGCUGAAGCCGGGGCAGCAGAUAAGCCACUGCGCCUGGCCAGCAAACCGAAGUCCAAGCGCAGGCAAACACAAACAAAAACCAAGAUACCAAAUGAAAUUGAUACAAAGCCCAAUGCUUCAAGUGCUGCGCAGUCCAACGCUCCAACGAGUACGGCUCGACCAGCUCCAACUGAUGAAAAGCUGACGACUGCCACAGCAGAUGUCAAAGCCCCGGCCAUGGCAAUCAACAGCUCCAGCCAGGCCAUACGCAGGCCAAUCCUAAAAAUGGGUAACAAAAUUCCCAGCAAGGGCAAAGGCAAACGAAGGGGCGCUCAACGGCGACCCAGUGCAGCAGCUACUGAUGAGCAGGAUAUCGAAACUACGACAAAUUGGUGGCAGAUACUACCAUAUGCGGAAAUUAGAAAAUUUUUGAAUACCAUCUAUGAUAGCAUGACCGACGAGGCGGACGACGAGCGUGCCCAGCGGAUAUGAGAGGCGGGUGGCGAGGGGGUCUCCAUGUGUGUGUGGGCCAAAGCCAAUAUCAAAAGCUAGCUUAUUGAGCAUGGGCGGGGUCUCGGUCUUGUCCAGCAUUGAAUUGAAUUUCCGCUUGGAGGUUCUUUGUGUUGAUUACGACAAGCCAGCAUGUAAGUUUUUCGGACUUGG
Messenger RNA from Drosophila novamexicana, 1776 nucleotides. Its product is annotated as immunoglobulin G-binding protein H. Bases 1 to 1605 code for a protein of 534 amino acids. The record is from RefSeq and is a predicted model, not a curated record. The transcript is spliced from 2 exons. Lineage: Eukaryota; Metazoa; Arthropoda; Insecta; Diptera; Drosophilidae.